AUGGAAAAGCUCCGAGGCGCCGAAACCGUUGCGACACAACGUCUCCGCAAAACAUUCAAGUACCCCUCUGAAUCCGACGACGAAGAUGCCGUAGAAGCAGGAAUGGAUGAACAAGACCGCGCAGCCCUCGUCCAAACCCUAAGCGCACACGAUACAUCCACAACCCACAAAUAUACGCUCUUCCUGCUCGUCCUUCCUCUACUCCCCAUCCUCCUCUACAUUCCCCGCCUAUUCUCGCUUUCCACGUUCCUCCCCAGCAUCGCCGCGAUAGCAAGUUUCCUCGCCUCAGCAUACACUCUGUACUUUCUCCCGCUCCCACCCAACAAAGGCGCGAUAAUCGACAACAACAACAACGCCGCGUCUGCGCGCAAAACGAAGAAUAAACCCAGGAUUGGGAUCUACGACAAGACGCCUAGCUGGGAGAAGACGACGGAAAAGAGCGUGAGGAGGCCUGUGCCGUAUAUUUCGGAGACUACGGCGGAUGCGAUUGCGGAUAAUAUUAUUACGGUGAAUCGGGCGCUAUGUGGAAUCCUCGCUCUGUCUGAGGUCUGGAUAGAACGAGACUGGAGCCAGGGGUUCAUGGUGGGCGGAGGCUUCUUGCCCGGUCUCAUUUGCUUCGUGGUAUUAUGGGCGAGGACAGAGUUGAGAAUCAUCGAUAUGGAUGCGCUCGAGGAGCUGAACAACAAAGCUGCUGGACAAUCUAAAGCCAAGUAG
Messenger RNA from Bipolaris zeicola 26-R-13, 714 nucleotides. RefSeq lists its product as uncharacterized. NCBI's taxonomy places the organism in Eukaryota, Fungi, Ascomycota, Dothideomycetes, Pleosporales, Pleosporaceae. The record is from RefSeq and is a predicted model, not a curated record. The transcript has 2 exons. The coding region runs from base 1 to 714 and encodes 237 amino acids.